AUGUCUCGUGCGGUUGGCACGUCGUCGUGGGCCGAUGAGGACGACCGUGUUAGCUACCGCCGAUCGCCCGACGAGCUGCUCGCCGAGCUGCUGGCGACGCUGCGCACCGAGGCCCCCUUCGAACUCGGUCGGCAGCCACUCUCGCCGGCUAUCGUUUUCCGCGCCGCCUACAGUGGGACCGAAGCGUGGUACGCGCCCCAGGCGAUGACCUUGGACGAACAGGUCGAGGGGUUGCAAGUCAAUCAGGCGGGCAUCGACAAGCUGCACACUUGGCUGGCCGAGAAGCGUGUGGUCUACGGGGUGAACACCGGCUUCGGUGGCACCGGCGUGUUCAAUAAGGGGCUCGACGACGAGGGGCUCCGCCGUCAGCAAGAAGUGCUGAUCCACGGGCUGCUCGUUCAUGCGGGCGGGCCCACUUUGCCGGCGUCGACCGUGCGCGCGUCGAUGAUCGUUCGAGUCGUGUCGAACCUGCUGGGGGUUUCGGCCCUGCGGGAAGAAGUGAUGCGGCUGUUGCUGCGAUUGCUACAAGAAGAUGUGGUGCCGCUGGUGCCGAUGAAGGGCUCGCUUACGGCCUCCGGCGAUUUGGUUCCGCUGGCCUACAUCGCGGCCAUGAUGCAAGACACCGACGACGAUCGCGUGCAGGUGCAAUGGCGCGGUCGCACGAUGAGCGCUCGCAAGGCUCUCGACGAGUUGGGCCUGCGGCCGAUCCGCUUGGAACCCAAAGAAGGGUUAGCCCUGGUGAAUGGCACUUCGGUGGCCGCGGGGGCGGGCUGCCUGGCGGUGGUGCAGGGGCUGAACGCUUACUUCCUGUCGAUGGUGCUCACGGCGUUAGCCAACUGUGCGGUGCGGGGCACGUUGCAGUCGUAUCAUCCCUUCACCGCCGAAGUGAAACCACACGCCGGACAGGUCUAUGCGGGGAGGUUGAUCUUCAACCUGCUGCACAGUGUUUCUGACAGGCUGGUAAAGAAGGACGACAUCCGGGGAUUCGCCCCCGCCCACGAUUUCCGCCUGUGGCAGUUGACCUAUCCGUUCCGCUGUGCGACACAACAUUUGGCCCCCGAAUACGACGUAUUAUUGGGGACCUACAACGACCUGGGCAUCGAAAUCAAUUCGGCCUCGGACAACCCCUUGAUCCUCAACGACGAGCACCGGCAGUUCAUCGUUUCGGGGGGGAAUUUCCUGGGGUCGACCAUCGCGCGGGAUAUGGACAAGCUGAAGGUUUCCAUUCACUCGAUCGCCCGACUGGUGCAUGCCCAAUUCAAGUACUUGGUGCGUGGUGUAGAGCACAUGAUCAGCGCCACCGAACACGAGACCGUUCGCGAGCGGUUCAUCGGCCCUCACGUGAUUCCGCUCAGUUCGCACCCGGCCGACAACAUGGGUUUCCAGGGGGUUGAGAUCUACAUGGAUGCCCUGCUUUCGGAAAUGAAUCAGAAGGUGGGACCGCACUCCUCGACGUACCUUCCCUCGGAGAUGGAGAACCAGGCGAUCGUUUCGAUGGGCCUGGCCGCCGCGCGAGGAGCCCAAGACAUCGCCGAAGAUACGAACUACUGCCUGGCCGGGCACUUGCUGGCCAUUUGUCAGGCGUUCGAUCUGACGACCCUGCCGGGAGACGUGGUUCGCGAGCACGAAUCGAAACGCACGAACGCCGUGAUUGAGAACCCGCGGGCGGAAGAGUUGGGCCACCUGAGGGCGGCUUACGAUUUUGUCCGCCGGGAGUGUGGGAUUCCCACGGUGUUCACCAGCACACGCAUGCAUACCUACAUGGACGAGUUAGUCCGCCGAAUCGAGCGGCUCGAUCUGUUGUCUUAUUUGUUUGAACAUUCUAUUCAGCCGGCACUGGCCGACGAUGCAUAUCAACGCUAUGGCCGGCAACCGCCGAGUCCGUAG
Cladocopium goreaui is the source of this 1887-nucleotide messenger RNA. NCBI's taxonomy places the organism in Eukaryota, Dinophyceae, Suessiales, Symbiodiniaceae. The record is from the annotation of a GenBank genome assembly.